AUUAUAUCGAUUUUUAACUCUACGAUUAUCUUAACAGCUAUAAUAAAUGAACAAUCAGGUUAAUACAAGUCGUACAACACUUAAACUCUCACGAAAUACUACACUUUUACAUCCUAAAUUUGAAUCUUAUAAACUAAGAAAUGAUGAGGAAAUAUUAUCUUUUUAUCGCUUAAAUAUAUCUCAUAAACUUGCAAAAUUACAGAUACCAUCUUAUGCAAAAAUUGGGUAUUAUGAAUGGAAAGCACGUUUAGCAAGAAAUCAUUUAAGACCAAGUGUUAAACCAUGUUCUGCACUAUAUAUUUCAGAGGAUGGUGUAUUUGUAGAGCUUUUUAUGGAAAAAAAAGAGAAUGAUAUAGUUUUAAAGGAAAGAAUUAUUACAAGUAUUGAUAUGCCAAAAAUUGAAUGUAGAGGAGAAAGUUAUGAUGAUAUUUAUCCAUAUUUUCCAGAUUUAAAAUCAUUAACAGAAACAUUAAUAUUGGCUACAGAUGGUGCAGGGAAAUUCUAUUUUAUUGAUUCAUCAAGCGAUCCUGCACAGGUGGAUAUGGCAGUUUUUUCAACAGAAGAUCUUGAAUUUCAUCCUUUUAUCAUUUUAGAUGCCAUUUUCCAUUCAAAUAUAAAGAUACAAGUUUUGAUUGCUCAUUUAAAUGGAAAAAAGGAAAAAACAGAUGCAAAAUCAAAGAGAUACUUAAUAAAAAAUAUUAUGUGCGAAAAGGUGUCUACAUCAUGGGAAUUAUCUGUUUUAAAUGUCUAUUUUUCUAAGGAAAUACCUAUUUAUUCUCAGUUUUUAGGGGAAACACUGAUUGAUCAAACUAUCAUUCUAGGUGUUCAGGAUAGAAUUCAAAAUAACCUUCAAAAGGAAUGUGAAACUUUGACAGAAUAUAAUGGGGAAUCACAUUAUACUUGGAUUCAAACUUCUGAAGAUAUUCGUUUAUUUUUAACAAUAUCUCCAACAACUGUUAAACAAGAUAUUUCGAUUAAAUUCUCUCUUGAUCAAUUGGAAGGCUUUAGUGAGAAUAAUGGGCUUAAGUAUAUACUAAAUUCUAAAUUUUAUUAUACAAUUAUUCCUUCAGAAUCGACAUGGACACUUUCAAAAACUCCUCUUUUUCCUGAACAAAUUCUUGAAAUUUGCAUGAAAAAAGAAAAUGCUGGACUUAAAUGGCCUCAUGUUUUUAAAAAUAAAGACAAUGCAUUAGAAUUAGAGAAUUUAUCCGAUAGAACAAUAGUAUUAAAAAAUCUUUUAUCUUUAAAGUCUCAACCAAUAUCAAAAACCAAAUUAAGCGAUGAUUACAUCAUAGAUUAUGAAGAUUCGGAAACUUACUUUCUGCAACAAUUUAAAGAAGAUGUCUGUAUUGCUGAGAUCAACGGAUUAACCAUUAUUGGAAGUCAAUUUACAAAUGAAAAAAACAAAAAUUCCUGUAUAGCAGUAAAAUAUGAUGUUGAUGCAUUAAUUUAUAAUAUCAAAAGCUCCAAUGAGACUUCAUUGAUGGAUUUGGUACAUUCUUAUACAUUUCCUGCAUUAUCAUAUAUAUCUUCAUCUAAAAUAUCAAAAAAAUAUUUAAAAUAUAGCUAUACUGGCAAAUUUGCAAUUAUUGUUGAAUCUGGUGCCUAUAGAAAAGGUCUUUGUAAUAGUCAAAAUCUAUAUUUAUAUUGGAAUGUUGUCAAUAAUCAAGUUAAUAGUUAUCAAAGUGUCAUAAAAAUACAAAUGGAAGCAUUAGGAUUAUGUCAGAUUGGUGAUCAUGAAAUAAUAAUCCUGGGUGAAAAUGAGGAAAAACCUGUUGCUCUUUUAAUAACUAAUCUAUAAAUAUUUAAACAAAUAUUUUGGUUUUUUAACUCUAUAAAAUUUUGGA
Molecule: messenger RNA, 1847 nt
Organism: Pneumocystis carinii B80
Lineage: Eukaryota; Fungi; Ascomycota; Pneumocystomycetes; Pneumocystales; Pneumocystaceae
Exons: 2
Coding region: 47-1801 (584 amino acids)
Source: RefSeq, a predicted model, not a curated record